AAUCUUUAUUUUCCGCACUUUUGGCGACCCUCUUCUGCUAAGCAUCCUUCAUCCUUUGCAACUGAUGACAUUGCGAUGUGCGCACGCGCUGUCACUUUUCUGCUCUAGGCGGCUGGUGCAUCAUUUUUCAUGAACCGCCUGGACUGGUCACAGGAAUGCGCCGCACUACGAGAAGUCACGCGCCAGCAAAUGAAUUUGUGCACUCAAGACAGUGUUCAUGAGCAUCGAGUGCGAUGCGAAGCUCGUGUCAGGUACUUCGUACUCAACACUUACCCCGCAGUGCUGCUGGCGAUGCUGUCACCAUCUCCGCCUCCACGCUGCUAUUUCCGAGGUCUGACAAUAGCACCUUUAUAUGAUAUGGCGCUCUUGCUGUUAAAAUCAAAACACUGUUGCACGGGUGGCUGAUAAGCUUACUCUCUCCGAUUCAUCAAGUCAUCAACAUUUCGACAUGGGCAUCCAGUCAGAUCCACCAAAAUCACUGUACGCAGCCCCUGGCAAUGCUGCUGACGAGAACAUAAAAGUCCGCGACCAACUCCCUCCAGAAACGGACCAAAAUGGCUACCGGAUCAAUGAGCAACCCAUGGGCACGAAGAGGAAGGUCAAAGUCAUCCUCAUGGGCGCAGGUGCAUCGUCCCUAAACUUCUUCAAGAAGGCUGAGGAAGAGAUGGAGGGCCUGGAAAUGGUGUGCUACGAGAAGAACCGCGACGUUGGUGGUACGUGGCUCGAAAACCGGUAUCCUGGAUGUGCUUGCGAUAUUCCAUCCGUCAACUACCAAUUCUCAUGGAAGAUCAAGCUCUGGUCGCAUUAUUAUUCGUAUUCUCCUGAAAUAUGGGAAUAUCUGAAGUCGAUCGAGCGCGAAAACGACUUUAUUGCCAAAUAUAUUAAGCUGCGGCACCGCUUAGAGCAUGUCGAGUGGGAUGGUGCAGCUGGUCUGUGGCGGUGUCGAGUUCGUGAUUUGGAAAAAGACGUCGUGUUUGAAGACAGUGCCGAGUUCUUCAUCAACGCCGGAGGCGUACUGAACAACUGGAAGUGGCCAGAGAUACCAGGUUUGAAAGACUUCAAAGGCAAGCUCAUGCACUCUGCCAAUUACGAAGAAGGAUACGAACUCUCCAACAAGCGAGUAGCGGUUAUUGGUGCUGGGAGCUCGGGCGUGCAGAUUGUCGCGGCCAUACAGCAAAAGGUUCAGCAUCUUUACCAUUGGGUACGAUCUCCGAUAUGGAUUACCGCAGGCUUCGCACAAACCUGGGCAGGAAAGAACGGAGCAAAUUUCCGAUAUAGCAGGGAACAGCUCAAAUACCUCGAAGAGAACCCCAAGAAAUAUCUCGAAUACCGCAAGCAGAUUGAAAACGAGCUCAAUCAGCGCUUCAAAUUCAUCAUCAAAGGUAGCGAAGAAGCCCGUCUAGCCCGCGAAUACGCAGACACGGAGAUGCGCAACAAACUCAACAACGACUCCCGUCUCGUCGAGAAAAUGAUACCCAAGAACUUCAAUCCAGGGUGUCGUCGUCCCACACCAGCACCAGGGUAUCUUGAAGCGCUCGUUGCACCCAAUGCAACCAUCUUCACCGAUCCAAUCGGCUCCAUAACAGCUAAUGGCUUUACGGACCUCGAAGGUACCCACCACCCUGUCGAUGUAAUAAUCUGCGCGACCGGCUUCGACACCUCCUGGCUCCCGCGCUUUCCUUUCAUAGCCAAUGGUCAUGAUCUCCGCGAUCUCUGGAGUCCCGAGAAAGGCGUGACAUCUUACCUGAGCGUUGGGAUUCCCACAUUUCCCAACACGUUUUCUUUCUGCGGCCCAUAUGGCCCUCUAGGUCACGGUUCCUUCAUGCCGUUGAUCGAACAAUGGACCCGCUACAUUUUCUCCGCCAUUACAAAAUUUCAGGUCGAGAACAUCAAGUCCCUCACACCUAAACUCGCACCUUCAGUCCAAUUUCGUCAACACGCUGAUCUUUUCCUACAACGCACAGCGUGGACUUCACCCUGCCGGUCGUGGUUCAAGCAAGGGAAGACGGAUGGACAAGCAGCGAUUUGGCCAGGCUCGCGACUUCACUUUUUGAAGAUGAUGGAAAGUCCGAGGUAUGAGGAUUUCGAAAUUGAGUAUUGGAAUGCGAAUAUGUGGGCUUUCAUGGGGAAUGGAUUUGAAGUGAGAGAGUUUGAUGGGAGAGAUAUUACGGAUUACCUGGGAAAUCUGGAUGAGGAGGGGAGGGAUGUGCAGCCAGACUAUGAUGAGGGAUUGAAGAAUAUACUAGGCGGAUUUACGUUAGGUGAAGAGUAUGUUGUGAAAGGUGGGUAGUCUGGUUGGGUAUCUACUCAUUCAGGUAUGCAUCGUGAGUUCUUCUUCAGACUGUUGCACUGUUUUGACGUCCUUCUCCUCUUUCUGACAUCGAGUUCAUUCAUGAUCGAUCAUUCUUGGCCUGAUGAUACUCGUAGUCCCUGAUGUGUAUCAUGCUAGGGUCAAGAAGAUUCCUGGUGCUCGCUCUGCUCAGAUCCUUUUUUCUAACGCCGUCCUCUUGUCGACUCCAGUUACAACACAAGGUUUGAGAGGCGUUGAUAGACUGCGGCAAUUUUUCGCACUUUCAAUAUGUUGAGUCGAUACUUAUUGGAAUGGGCGCCCCAGGACAAUUGGCGUGUUUGAUGACUAUACCCCAAACACACUCCGCCUCCGCGCCCUUCAUAACCCCACAAUGCAUAACCUUGCGUGAAGGCAUUCGUC
Alternaria alternata is the source of this 2710-nucleotide messenger RNA. Its product is annotated as FAD/NAD(P)-binding domain-containing protein. Lineage: Eukaryota; Fungi; Ascomycota; Dothideomycetes; Pleosporales; Pleosporaceae. The transcript is spliced from 2 exons. Gene Ontology annotation, molecular function: flavin adenine dinucleotide binding; N,N-dimethylaniline monooxygenase activity; NADP binding. The record is from RefSeq and is a predicted model, not a curated record. The coding region runs from base 449 to 2290 and encodes 613 amino acids.